AAAAGGCCAGAUAUUAACAAAACUCAUGAAACGGUGGCAACCCUAUAACACAAUUACCAUUUAGUUGUUUCUAGUAAACUUGACGAAUAUUAAAUUUUCCGAACAUGUUGCGCAAACUGGGCAGACUGUUGGGCCAGCAGGUGGGCCAGCAAGCACGUUUCACCACAGGCUGCCGCACAUUCUCCUCGACAAGAGCGCUGCGCAAAGAUCCAGCGCCUCAAGAGGCGCACAAUGCACCUCCUAGAAACAUCCUGGUAGAGAAAGACAAGAACAUUACGCUAAUCGGCAUUAAUCGACCGCAGCAGCGCAAUGCCAUUGAUUCUCUAACAGCAUCUCAACUUUGUGACGCUUUUGCUAAUUUCGAGGCAGAUGACACUUCGCCUGUGGCCGUGCUAUACGGCGUGGGUGGCUCCUUCUGCUCUGGCUUUGACAUCCUGGAAAUUAGUACCGACGAGAAAGAGGAAAUCAGCGUUGACAUUCUUAUGCGUCCGGAAGGCUCCGUGGGGCCUACUCGUCGUCAAAUCAAGAAGCCAGUAGUAUGUGGCAUCAAUGGCUAUUGUAUAGCUAACGGCCUGGAACUGGCUCUUAUGUGUGACCUGCGCGUCAUGGAGGAGUCUGCUGUACUGGGCUUUUUCAAUCGUCGCUUUGGUGUUCCAAUGCUCGAUGCCGGCACUAUUCGCCUGCCGGCUAUGAUCGGUUUGUCCCGUGCUCUGGAUCUGAUUCUCACAGGUCGUCCGGUGGGAUCCCAAGAAGCUCACGACAUUGGCCUGGUCAACCGGAUAGUACCUACGGGCACUGCACUAGGCAACGCCCUCGAGCUGGCCACUUGUCUGGCGAAGUUCCCACAACGCGCGCUUAUUCACGACCGCAAUUCUGUCUACUCGAGCGCUUUCGAGACCUCGACGUUCCACCAGGCGGUUCAAAACGAGGUGAUGUUCACUUCCCGAGAGAUAAUUGAGGACAUGCAGAACGGCAUUAAAUGGUUUAACCAGACCUUUAAGCCGGACACGACGCAUUCGUGGCUAAAGCGGGAUCGCUCUAUGGCCGACUGGGAUGAUGAGGAAGUGGCUGAGGCUGCUGCGCAAAAAGAAAAACUAAAGCAGGAACAGGAGGCUGCUCUAGCCGAGGCCGAAAAACAAAAGCAGGCCGAAAAGUCCCAAAAAAAGUCAAAGAAGGUUGAAGAAAAACCUGCUGAAAGCGUGGAGGAUAAGCCAAAGGAAAAAUAGUGAUGCAUUAGCUAAACAAAAUUAAUUGUUUCAAAUCAUUUAAUUUAAUUUUGUAAAUAACACUCUCAUAUGCAGUUUAAAGCUGUUCCAUUCGACCUUUCUAACUUAUUCAAAUAUAUAACUGUAAUCGGAAUAAGUUUUUUAAGGGAAAAUGAAUAUGGUCUUUUAAUUUUAUUUUGCCAUUAAAUUGCAAUGCACAUGAAAGGAUACUACAAAUAUAAAAAGGAAUAGUCUUGAAAAUCAAUAAGGAUUCAGUUACAACUGUCACCAAAUGCGUUAAAGAUAAGUUUUAAUUGUUGAAGUAGUUGGGAUCUAAUAUUAAAAAGAAUAAUCGGUAAGGAAUAAAAUGAUAAGAUAUAAAUAAAUAUAUGUACGCCAUCGUGUUUGAAAGCAAGCAAACUAAACAUA
Drosophila eugracilis is the source of this 1634-nucleotide messenger RNA. It is a transcript of the gene Srlp, whose product is annotated as probable enoyl-CoA hydratase echA8. Bases 105 to 1226 code for a protein of 373 amino acids. The record is from RefSeq and is a predicted model, not a curated record. The transcript has 4 exons. Lineage: Eukaryota; Metazoa; Arthropoda; Insecta; Diptera; Drosophilidae.